CUCAGUCAGUUUGCUCGGCGGCUGGAGCAGAGAGCGCCCGGAGUCGCGGGAGCGCGAAGACCCCGGUGGCGGCGGCGGCGGAACCGGCAGAGCGAGGGCGAGGCGCACCCCCCCCCCCCAUACAGCAGCGCACUCGGUGUCCCGCGCAGGGUCGCGAUGCUGCCUACUUUGGUCCUGGUCCUGCUGGCCGCCUGGACGGCUCGGGCGCUGGAGGUGCCCACUGAUGGCAAUGCCGGCCUGCUUGCAGAACCCCAGGUUGCCAUGUUCUGUGGCAAACUGAACAUGCACAUGAAUGUGCAGAAUGGAAAAUGGGAGUCAGACCCAUCAGGGACCAAAACCUGCAUUGGCACGAAGGAAGGCAUCCUGCAGUACUGCCAACAAGUCUACCCUGAACUUCAGAUUACCAAUGUGGUGGAAGCCAACCAACCAGUGACGAUCCAGAACUGGUGUAAGAGGGGCCGCAAGCAGUGCAAGACCCACGCCCACAUCGUCAUUCCCUACCGCUGCUUAGUUGGCGAGUUUGUAAGUGAUGCCCUCCUUGUUCCUGACAAGUGCAAAUUCUUACACCAGGAGAGGAUGGACGUUUGUGAAACUCACCUUCACUGGCACACUGUGGCCAAAGAGACUUGCAGUGAGAAGAGCACCAACUUGCACGACUAUGGCAUGUUGCUGCCCUGUGGAAUUGACAAGUUCCGAGGGGUGGAGUUUGUAUGUUGCCCACUGGCCGAAGAAAGUGACAAUAUCGAUUCAGCAGAUGCGGAGGAGGAUGACUCAGAUGUCUGGUGGGGCGGAGCAGACGCAGACUACACAGAUGGGAGUGAAGACAAAGUAGUGGAAGUCACAGAGGAAGAGGAAGUGGCUGAAGUUGAGGAUGAUGAAGAUGAUGAGGAUGGUGAUGAGGUCGAGGAAGAGGCUGAGGAACCCUAUGAAGAGGCCACAGAGAGAACCACCAGCAUCGCCGCCACCACCACCACCACCACCACCGAGUCUGUGGAAGAGGUUGUACGAGAGGUAUGCUCAGAACAAGCAGAGACCGGGCCAUGCCGAGCAAUGAUCUCCCGCUGGUACUUUGAUGUGACAGAGGGGAAGUGCGCCCCCUUCUUUUACGGCGGAUGUGGAGGCAACCGGAACAACUUUGACACAGAGGAGUACUGCCUGGCCGUGUGUGGCAGCGUCAUGUCCCAAAGUUUACUCAAGACCACCCAGGAACCUCCCCAAGAUGCUGUUACACUUCCUACCACAGCAGCAAGCACCCCUGAUGCUGUUGAUAAGUAUCUUGAGACUCCCGGAGAUGAGAAUGAACAUGCCCAUUUCCAGAAGGCCAAAGAACGCCUGGAGGCCAAGCACCGUGAAAGAAUGUCCCAGGUCAUGAGAGAAUGGGAAGAGGCAGAACGUCAAGCCAAGAACUUGCCUAAAGCUGAUAAGAAGGCAGUUAUCCAGCAUUUCCAGGAGAAAGUGGAGUCUCUCGAGCAGGAAGCAGCCAAUGAGAGACAGCAGCUGGUAGAGACACACAUGGCCAGAGUGGAAGCCAUGCUCAAUGACCGCCGCCGCCUGGCUCUAGAGAACUAUAUCACCGCUCUGCAGGCUGUUCCCCCUCGGCCUCGUCAUGUGUUCAACAUGCUGAAGAGGUAUGUCCGAGCUGAACAGAAAGACAGACAACACACCCUAAAGCAUUUUGAACAUGUACGCAUGGUGGACCCCAAGAAAGCUGCUCAGAUCCGGUCCCAGGUUAUGACUCAUCUCCGUGUGAUUUAUGAGCGCAUGAACCAGUCUCUCUCCCUGCUCUACAAUGUACCUGCAGUGGCCGAGGAGAUUCAGGAUGAAGUUGAUGAACUGCUACAAAAGGAGCAAAACUACUCGGAUGAUGUCUUGGCCAACAUGAUCAGCGAACCCAGAAUCAGUUACGGAAAUGAUGCACUCAUGCCAUCUUUGACAGAAACGAAAACUACGGUGGAGCUUCUUCCCGUGAAUGGGGAGUUCAGCCUGGAUGAUCUCCAGCCCUGGCAUCCUUUUGCCGCCGACUCUGUGCCUGCCAAUACAGAGAAUGAAGUUGAGCCUGUUGACGCCCGCCCUGCCGCCGACCGAGGACUGACCACCCGACCAGGUUCAGGGUUGACAAACAUCAAGACUGAAGAGAUCUCUGAAGUGAAGAUGGAUGCAGAGUUCCGACAUGAUGCAGGAUAUGAAGUUCAUCAUCAAAAACUGGUGUUCUUUGCAGAAGAUGUGGGUUCAAACAAAGGUGCCAUCAUUGGACUCAUGGUGGGCGGUGUUGUCAUAGCAACAGUGAUUGUCAUCACCUUGGUGAUGCUGAAGAAGAAGCAGUACACAUCCAUCCAUCAUGGCGUGGUGGAGGUGGACGCUGCUGUGACCCCAGAGGAGCGCCACCUCUCCAAGAUGCAGCAGAACGGCUAUGAAAACCCAACUUACAAGUUCUUCGAGCAGAUGCAGAACUAAACCACCGCCACAGCAGCCUCCGAAGUUGGACAGCGAAAACCAUUGCUUCACUACCUAUCGGUGUUCAUUUCUAGAAUAACGUGGAAAGAAACAACCCCCUUCUCUUUCAUUAUUUACUCAUUAUAUUGCCUUUUGACAGCCGUGCUGUAACACGAGUAGAUGCCUGAACUUGAAUCAAUAUACAAAUCAGCAAUGUAAUCUCUCUCACUUUACAUUUUGGUCGCCUACACUACAUGAUUAAUGGGUUUUGUGUACUGUAAGGAACUUAGCUGUCUCAGACUAGUGCAUGAAUAGAUCCUCUCCAGAUUAUUUAUCUCGUAGCCUCUUAGCCAAUUGUAUAUUAUCCUCGUGGUUUGUGAGCCAGUUAAGUCCUACUCGAACUAUGCUUUAAGACUCGAGGGACGCUUCGUGUGAACGUGGGAGUCCAGCUGCUUCUCUUGCCUAAGUAUUCUUUUCCUGAUGACUAUGCAUUUUCAAGUUAAGGGUUUUUUCUUUCUUUUUUUUUUUCUUUUAGUAUUCCAAAUGGUUUAGAGACUUUUGUUAUCCCAUAGUUGCAUCUCACUGUACAGAUUGCUGCUUCCGCUGUAUUUGUGAUACAGAACUAUGAGAAUACACGUUUAUUUCUUUGUGCCUGUUUUAUGUGCACACGUUAGGCAUUGAGAAUCAAGACUUUUUGGGUCCAUGUAUCUUCCAGCUCUUUGAUAAAAGAAGAGAACCCCUGUUCAUUGUAAGCACUUUUACUGGUGAGGGUGGGGCGGGAGGGGCGGGGGAACUCCGCUGGUCUCAAAUCACUUAAGAAUUCUCCCCCAAAAUUUUCUGCAGGUUGAUUGUACAGAAUCAUUGCUUAUGAACGUGAUAGCUUUCUACACUGUAUUACAUAAAUAAAUUAAAUAAAAUAA
Erinaceus europaeus (western European hedgehog) is the source of this 3353-nucleotide messenger RNA. RefSeq names its product amyloid beta precursor protein (gene APP). The record is from RefSeq and is a predicted model, not a curated record. The transcript is spliced from 18 exons. Gene Ontology annotation, biological process: central nervous system development; axonogenesis. The coding region runs from base 157 to 2454 and encodes 765 amino acids. Gene Ontology annotation, cellular component: cell surface; plasma membrane; membrane raft. Lineage: Eukaryota; Metazoa; Chordata; Mammalia; Eulipotyphla; Erinaceidae. Gene Ontology annotation, molecular function: signaling receptor binding; serine-type endopeptidase inhibitor activity; signaling receptor activator activity.